Pogonomyrmex barbatus (red harvester ant) is the source of this 2115-nucleotide messenger RNA. It is a transcript of the gene nSMase, whose product is annotated as neutral sphingomyelinase. NCBI's taxonomy places the organism in Eukaryota, Metazoa, Arthropoda, Insecta, Hymenoptera, Formicidae. The record is from RefSeq and is a predicted model, not a curated record. Gene Ontology annotation, molecular function: sphingomyelin phosphodiesterase activity.
GAUAGUCAAGCCUGCAUUUUUGCUACGUGAUUCGAUUCAUGUGUGUCGCGUGUGCACUCUGCGAAAAAUGACAAUAAAUUUCUCGAUUUGUAACUGUUCGUAGCGACGAGUGUACUGAUAAGGGAUGUACACGUACGUAGACGCGUGCAUACCAAGGACUUGUCAAGUAAUUCUGUUAACAAUACACGGAGAGAACACGUGAAACAAGGAGCCUUUCGGAGAAAUAAGUUUUUCCCCUCAUUUUUCUUGUUUUUCUGUUUUCCUUUUCUUUGAUUCUUCGCUAUCUUAUCGGCGCGCUGAUUGAAUAUUAAAAGGACGACAUACCCGAAAUAAAAGUGACGAUGGCAAACGAAAUUUCGGUAAACAUCCUGACGCUAAACUGCUGGGGCAUACCAUAUGUUUCGAAAGACAGGAGCACACGUAUGUCUGCUAUUGCGGACAAAUGCGCCAGCAGAGAGUAUGACAUAAUUUGUUUACAAGAAGUAUGGUCCGUUGAUGAUUUCAACAUGAUAAAGGCAAGGGCGCAAGAAGUACUUCCUUAUUCCCAUUACUUUUAUAGUGGAGUCUUUGGAUCAGGGAUAUGCAUCUUGUCACGAUAUCCCAUUCACGAUGUUAUGUUCCACAAAUGGCCCUUAAAUGGUUACGUACACAAGAUACAUCAUGGGGACUGGUUCGGUGGCAAAGGUGUUGGAUUAUGUAAAAUAAAAAUUCGCAACAUGAAUAUUAAUGUUUAUAUCACACAUUUACAUGCGGAAUAUAAUCGAGACAAUGACGAAUAUAUGGCUCACAGAGUGCUGCAAGCGUUUGAUACUGCCCAAUUUGUAAGGAUGACAAGCGGUGGCGCGGAUGCUGUCAUAUUGGCUGGCGAUCUUAAUACUGAAUCGCAAGAUUUAGCAUAUAAAAUUAUACGUGGCGUUGCCGAUUUAGCGGACACAUGCCCCAAUAGUUCGAGCCAUAUAGGGACCAACGAAUGUGCCAAUAAUAGUUACACCAGCUCAAAACUUGCUCGAACAAAGCCGGAUGGAAAGCGUAUUGAUCACAUUAUGUAUUUAGGUUCAGGAACUAUCAAAGUUGAAGUUACGAAUUUCCAACAUCCGUUGCCAAAUCGCGUACCAUAUAAGAAUUUUAGUUAUUCAGAUCACGAAGCAGUAAUGGCUACACUUAAAUUUACUAAUGAAAACCAUGGCAAAGACACUUUAGAUGUUACCGAUUCCUUGAAAGAAGCAAUAGUAAUUUGUGAAAACGCAUUGAAAAGUGUACAGCGCCAACGUUUCUGGUACGCGGUGUCAGCCGGUAUAUUAGUCAUUCCAUUAAUUUGGUCUAUUUGGCUAAAUUGCUUGAAUACAUCUCUAGCUGUAGACAUCGGUUUGAAUAUAGCAUGCAUUCUUUUAACUGCGAUAUUAUGUUACACUCUCUUUAUGAGUUCGAUAUGGAACAGCGUAGAAAAGAAUGCAUUAAAAGCAGGACGUUUAGGUAUAGAAAUUUACAUGACCCAAUUGGGUAACAUCAAUGGUCCACAUCAAAAUUGAAUGUACAAUACUUUCAAAAGAAUUUGGAUUGCAAAAGUUGAGCUCAAACGAAAAGUUUAUUAAAUAAAAAAUAUAUAUAUAUAUAUAUUUCUCUAAUAUUAUACAAAGAAUUCUAUAACAUACCUAUGUGAUAAAUUUUAAGAUUAUAUUUAUUUGCAUUUAAGUAGUAUUUAGUACUAUCUUAUUAAUUGAAUAAAAUUUAAAAGAUUGAGUUGGACUCAAAAAGCAUUUCAAAAGCAAGAUAUGAACAUUUAAAACAAUUUAAAUUGUAAAACUAUAUAUCAUUAGAUUCACAAUGACUGAUUUUUUCUUUUUAAGUUAUUGAGAAAGAGCUACCAAUUAUAUUAUAUAUAAGUUUAAAACCUAUGUUGUGUAUUUAGUACUAUAGUACACAAUAUUAUCGAAUCUUAUAUAAAUUAUACAUAUCAUUCUACAGGAUAUCAGCAUUGCCGUAAAAUAUAUCUAUUGUAUAUGCUUCGAUUAUAAUAUCAAAGUUUAAUUUAGUCUUCAAAUCCAGUCUUUCAAAUGCUCUCAUUUUAUAUGAAUUGUAUUUUGCAUUUUUAAUAAUAAUAAAAUAUAUGAAAGC